AUGUCAUCUGUUACUGAUCCUAAGGAGCAAUACGAGCUAAUUACCAAGAAUUUGCAGGAAGUUCUUAACGGACAAAUCAUCAAGAAUGUUUUGGAGGUUGAAAAGAGACCUUUGAAGUUGUACUGGGGUACAGCACCAACAGGUAGACCACAUUGUGGUUACUUCGUUCCAAUGACGAAGUUGGCACAUUUCUUGAAGGCAGGAUGUGAGGUGACAGUUUUGUUGGCAGACUUGCAUGCGUUUUUGGACAACAUGAAGGCGUCAUUAGAGGUUGUUUCCUACAGAGCCAAGUACUAUGAACUUGUGAUCAAGGCUAUUUUGAAGAGCAUCAAUGUUCCAAUUGAAAAGUUGAAGUUCGUUGUCGGUUCUUCUUACCAAACAUCUACCGAUUACGUGAUGGAUAUCUUCAAGCUAUCUAACAUUGUUUCUCAAAACGAUGCCAAAAGAGCUGGUGCGGAUGUUGUGAAGCAAGUGGACAAUCCAUUGUUGAGUGGUUUGAUUUACCCAUUAAUGCAAGCAUUGGACGAGGAGCAUCUCGGUGUCGAUGCCCAAUUCGGUGGUGUUGACCAGAGAAAGAUCUUUGUGUUGGCAGAGGAAAACUUGGGUAAGCUUGGUUACAAGAAGAGAGCUCACUUAAUGAACCCUAUGGUCCCAGGUUUGGGCCAAGGUGGUAAAAUGUCUGCUUCUGAUCCAAACUCUAAGAUCGACAUUUUGGAAGAACCAAAGCAAGUUAAGAAGAAGAUCAACAGUGCUUUCUGUGCACCAGGUGUCGUUGAAGACAAUGGUUUGCUAUCCUUUAUCGAAUUCGUCGUUGCUCCAAUUCAAGAAUUGAAGCACGGUGCCAACUACUUCAAAUUUGACAUCGAUCGUCCUGAAAAGUUCGGUGGUCCAGUUUCUUACUCCUCUAUAGAUGAUAUCAAGAAAGAUUUCGCAGAACAAAAAUUGGCUCCUCCAGAUUUGAAAGCCGGUGUCACUGAAGCUAUCAAUGAAUUGCUAGCUCCUAUUAGAGAAGAGUUCCAGAACAACCCAGAAUUCCAAGAAGCUGAAGCCAAGGGUUAUCCAGCUCCAGUACCUGAAAAGACUAAGAAGGCUAAAAAGCCUAAGAACAAGGGUGACCGUUACCCAGGUGCUAAGCCUGCUACCGAAGAAGUAACACAACAGCUCAAGGAUACUACUUUGGAAGGUUCCCAAUAG
This is a messenger RNA of Kluyveromyces marxianus DMKU3-1042, 1194 nucleotides long. RefSeq names its product tyrosine--tRNA ligase TYS1 (gene TYS1). The transcript has a single exon. The record is from RefSeq and is a predicted model, not a curated record. Bases 1 to 1194 code for a protein of 397 amino acids. Gene Ontology annotation, molecular function: tyrosine-tRNA ligase activity; ATP binding. Lineage: Eukaryota; Fungi; Ascomycota; Saccharomycetes; Saccharomycetales; Saccharomycetaceae. Gene Ontology annotation, biological process: tyrosyl-tRNA aminoacylation.